Molecule: messenger RNA, 3825 nt
Organism: Exophiala mesophila
Lineage: Eukaryota; Fungi; Ascomycota; Eurotiomycetes; Chaetothyriales; Herpotrichiellaceae
Exons: 1
Coding region: 132-3563 (1143 amino acids)
Biological process (GO): positive regulation of TORC1 signaling
Cellular component (GO): cytoplasm
Molecular function (GO): protein binding
Source: RefSeq, a predicted model, not a curated record
GCAUUUCAGAAUCAAGAAGCUUGCUGACAACUCACCAGUAGCAUGGCUUGUUCUGUCUUUGGGCUGACACUUGCAAAUGGUUGACGACUAUCGAAUCAUGAAAACAUCUCUCACUACAUCCAUUGCCCAGCAUGGAGUCCGCCAUACGGUUUUCAGUUAAUUCGGUCCAGAACUCGGAACAGCGCUUCCUGCACGUUGAUGUGAUUGGAAAGUCUUUCAAGCUAUGCAAAGUAACCAGCCAAACAAAAACAGACGUCGAAUAUGAGACGAUUCACACCUCCACUAAGGUUCCCGCUUUCAGGGCAUUUGAUUGGCACCCUAUCCACGAGGAUCUGGUGGUGGUGGGACAGGCUGGCGGGGAGGCAACAUUGCUCAACAUUGCAGAAGGCCAGCAAGACUCUCUCUCGUUCCAGGUACGGAGUCAACGACUGUGCAAUGCGGUGGCUCUCAACACUCAGAAUCUCCUGGCCGCUGGUCUGGACAGAGUCCGCACCGACUUUUGUCUCAAUAUUUGGGACUUUAACCAACGACUUCCACCUGCAGGCUCAAAAGGUUUCGUCAAAAGCUACGCCGAACCUAUCCACAAGUUCGCUAGCGGUGAGCCCAUCACGAGUUUGAAGUUCUUCCACAAUGACCCGCAGCUGCUGGUGGCUGGCGUCAAAGGCCAAUUCGUCAGACUGUAUGACCUGCGGGAACCUGCUGCGGGAAAUGGAUUGCAGUUCUCCACACGUUGUGUACAUAACCUGGCAAUUGAUUGGCACGAUGAGAAUUACUUUGCGUCUUGCUACCCAAACAACGAUCCUGCCAUCUGUGUCUGGGACAGACGCAUGAUAUCACGAGUCAAUCCUCCGCACAUGAGCUUUGGUACUGGUACCCCGCCAGAGUCCAGACAGCCCGAGGUGUCACUCGAAUUUCAGAAUCCGGUCCAAGUCCCAGGGGUCAUCUGGAGUCUCCGAUUCAGCAAAUCUCAACGCGGUUGUUUGGGCGUCUUGUCCAGCACCGGCCACCUGAAGACAUAUACCAUCACAAAAGAAUACACCCCUCCCACCCAUCACAACGGCCAUGACCCUGAGAACGACUCUUCUUGGGAUUCGAUGCCACCUCAGGAUAUCUUCCUCGAUCGUGUCCAAGAAAUCGCCCCGCCAUAUUCAAACACUUCCACUGCAAAAGAUGAAAAAGCUCGUGUGGUGUCCUUUGACUUCACCACGGCUAUCGACAGACAGGGCCAACCACAGAUCAUGACUCUUGACGGACAUGGUCAUAUCAACAUCGUGGCCACGCGGCCAUUACCAGAGCCCAGUUCGCUAUCGUCGAUCGGUCAGUUCUUCAAGGGUAGUCUACUGGUGGAUGAAGCAGUCUCCAGCACCCCGGACCCUGGAGAAGCUCUAAGACGCGUUCGUGGUCAAGCACAGCAAGAAAAUAAGCUGAAAAAACAGAUCAAGCAAGCACGACAGUCCAAGAGCUCCACCAACAAGAGAGCAUCGAGCUUAGAAGACCAAGAAUGGCACUCGGAUCUUGGAUAUUACGAAGAGAAUAUCCCGCUUAAUGACGUCCUGACUCUCACGUCAACACAGCGACUUCGAUGCGAGGCAGGCUAUCUUCUGAAUGCCACCAAAAACAAAGCUAUUGUCACCGACUCACAUUGGCUUCAACGAUUGUGGGCAUGGGUCGAGCUGGCUGGAAAGGUUGCCCGACACGGUAAUAUGACGCAGGACAACUUCGAUCUAUCUUACAUGGGUGUUUAUGGCUUGUGGAUGGAGGAUGUCAACCCAAAGAACCGAACACUGGGACCAACCUCCCACAAACUGGCCAAGAUCAUGGAAAACCUCGUUCGACGGCUCAACAUUCCCCCAUUACAAAGCGUAACCACGGAGUAUCUCGCGAACCGACUGAUAUGUCUACAUGUUUCCGGCUUAGCAUGGUCCGAAAAGCAAGUUGAAGCGAUUGUCGAUCACCUCGUCCAGCAGAAGGACCAAGUAGCCAAAGCCGCAGCAUUGGCCAUGUUCACCUCACACCGCAAGUAUGCGUACAAGGCGCUACGGAGUGCCAACGCCAGUCAACCCCACAAGAUGCUCGCCAUGGCCAUUGCAGGUGCCGCCAAACGAGGGCGCAGGAACGAGGAGGGUGCGAUAUCAACAGACGACGACAGCAACACUGAGGACGAUUGGACCGAGACGAUUGCAUCUCUAGCGGAAGACCUCACUGAUCCAUUUGCACGCGCGAUCCUCACAUACGUGCGCUCUGGCGACUGGGCCAGCGUUGUGGAAGAAGAAUCUCUACCCCUUAAAUACCGUAUAUGCAUAGCGCUACGACAUCUCGACGACUCCAAAUUAACCCAGUACAUCUCUCACGCCACACGAGACGCGAUCUCCAGAGGCGACAUCGAAGGCGUCAUCCUCACCGGCACCGCCUCACAGGAAGCAUUCGAGCUUAUGGCAAACUACGUACGGCAUUUUGGAGACUUGCAGACCGCAGUGUUGGCGCUUUGCCCCGCUAUACCACGGUACGUCGACGACGAAAAAGUCGUACGCACAUUUACAGCGUGGAGGGAGACAUACCGACACUGGAUCAACUCAUGGAACUUGAAAUUCGACCGUGUCCGCUUCGACAUUGCCUGUCAGAGCGCAGCCGUCGAUGAAUCUGGACGCGGACUGGUACCAGCGGCAAAACAACAAGUCAAGCUCGUAUGCGGAUUCUGCGCACAAGGAAUCGCACGCUCUAGCCAGAAUUUCGGACACGGCGGCGACGCUGCCACUUCUGCCUCUGCCAACGACACAUCCGGAGAACCCAAGACGAUGGAAAUGGCUAAACAUCCAUUAACGAAAGAAAAAGCCGCCGCGAUUGGAACAGUAUGUCCGAAAUGCGGCCGCCAUCUCCCUCGCUGUGGCGUAUGUGAUUUAUGGCUCGGGGUUCCCGACGAAUCAUAUCUGAAAUGGUACACGCAACAGCACCAUCAACAACGACAACAACAACAACAAGACAGGAAUAAAGCUAACGGUUCCAUCACUGGCACCGGUGUCAAGGACGGGAGUGUGGAUCUCAGCGCCAGUAUUGCAGGCAGUGUACAGACAGCACUAAGAACUGGCGGGAGUGCUAUGAUGACUGCUAGGUCCCGAGGUGACACAGCAGGAACAGGCACAGGCACGGGAACAGGACCACCGAGUCGUAAUGAAUCGCCUCGUCCUAAACCGACAACGACGGCAACCAUGACUACAGAAAAAGUGUCGGCAUCGACGACGACGACGACAACGAAACCACAUUUAUCAUCCACAUCUACAUCAUCCAGUGAGCCUCUUUCUCAUCCGCCCGCUGCCGCGGUAGGAGAGGCUGGAGGACGACGUGGCUCGGAAUCAGCUAUCGUCGACAUGGAUCUAACGCUAGCAGAGGUCGAUGAUCAACAUCGGCGCGAAGAAGCGACUCGUAGAUGGGAUGCUACGAUGUCGAGGUUUACAGUUCUGUGUGUUAAAUGUGCUCAUGGUCAUCAUGCCACACAUGCGAAAUUGUGGUUUGAUAAACAUCGCGUUUGUCCUGUGCCGGAGUGUUCGUGUCUUUGUAAUGAAUAGAUAGAUGGUGUGAGGGAUGGAUGGGGUGGGAUGGUGUGGUGUGGUAGGGUAUGAUACGGAGAUAGGAGAGGAUAUAUGAUAUGAGAUGGUGAAAAGAGAGGGAACGAAGGGAUCGUAUCUUGUGUAUGAGAAGGGGUCCCGGGGCCUAUGAAUAUGAUGAUGAUCGAAAGACAUGACUCAAGGGUCGAUCGACAAGAAGGAGCCUCGCUUGGAUAACCGUUCCUGUUGAGCAGUAUAAUACCUAUCCAAAAGAUCAAUCAUU